CUGUCACUGUCAGUAGUGUCAAACUGUCAAAGUUUUAUAAAAAUUGAACAAAACAUUGAGCAAUUCAAUGCAUUUUCAAUAUUCUGUGAUUUAAUCCGGUUUAUUUUAUUGUAUAUCGUUGUAAUUUAUAUCCACUCGAUUGAUUCAACAUAUUAGUACUUCAAGCCACUUACUGCACAAUGUCGUCGUUCCAAGAUCGACAAAAAAGUCUCUUUAACCAGUUAAAAGAUGCUGAAGACCAAUACAGCUUUUCCAAAACAAACAAAGCAGCACCGCAAGACUAUGGAACAAUCGAUAAAUACACAUACAAGAAACUGAAACACGAAAUGAAACAAUUCAGAGGCAGGGAAAGUAUAUACAAAAGGGCUGAGGCUAACAUUCGAGAAUGCCUCAAGGCAAAGACUAUUCCUGACCACAUUAAAAACCCUCAGAGAUACAAAUACUACUCACUAGCCGAUGUGACUCCUGAACAAAUGUCUGACUCCACAAACACUGCUACAGCAUUAGCACUCAUCCGUGAGCUAGAAGAAAGGAAAGCAGCUGAAACUGCCAUGGAGACAGACACAGAUGAUGGUGUUUUCAAAAAACCAACAUUCCACAUUUCAUCAUCUCUAAGAAAGUCGCCCAAACCAGAAGAAAAAGCUAUAUUUAAAAGCAGUAAAGUGAUAAUGCCAGAGUAUGUUGUGGGAGUCACCAAGAAAAAAGAGAAGAAAGUGAAUUUACCUAAAAAGGAUAGUUCUAAGAAUUCUGAAGCUUCUGGCACUAAGGUGGCAUUAAAGUUAGAUCAUCUUUUUGAAGAUGAAUAGUUUUUCGAUAAUGUUUAAUAUUUAGUAUUAUGUUUUAUUAUAGUAAUAAAGUGACUUUUUACACUUCACUAUUGUUUUUGUAAAGAUUAUGAAUAGUCCAUGAAAAUAUUAUAGACCAAAUUAUUAGUUUUAGGCUUCAGUCCUCAUAGCGUUUUGAUGAGUAGGACAUACUAGGCAUGACUUGUAUUACUGCAUAAUUAUGUCUGUUACACUAUUGUAGGCAAGUCAAUAGUUAUACGCUUUCUAAAUAGCUUCAAUAAGAAGACUUAGAAAUACAAUGAAAAACGUCAAAUUAAAUUAGUCGAUGGUCAUAGGUUGACAACUCGUAACCCACAUUUUUUCACAAAAUGAGUUAUGUACGUCAAAAAUUUUUAAAUUAACCGCCGAAUCUUUCUAUUGAUAACUCGUAAUUCACAAAAAAUGUCGUUCGAACAAUUUAUGCCAGAGUUGACAACUUACAACGAACAUGUAUCAACUUGGACUCACUAUUGCGCGAGUUACGAGGUGUCAACUCAAAAUGCAGUCCGCAAAGUUCACUGGCAGAGUAACAUAACGGCAUGGGUUUUAAUUGUUUAAAAAUAGUUUUACGUUUUAUUACAACUUUAAAUACGUCUUUAUUUCCGAAAAGUGUCCUUGAAGGUAUAUUGGUAAGUUUUUAUUUCUAUUUUACGUAGAACGCUCAAUAAAAGCUCACUAUUGAAAUUUUUACUUUAUCAUCGAUAACUUGUUUGUAUUAUUGAGUUAUUUAACCAUAUUUUAUGUUAUAGCAGCCCAAGUCCUAAAACUCGGAAAACAUUGUCGAAGUUAGGUAUACCUGAUGCAGAAUCUCCUACGAUUUUAAAUUCAUAUGAUUUUGAAAUUGGAAAUUUUCAUGUCGUUGAGGAAACACGAACUGAUACAGACUCUCCUACUAUUUUGAACUCGUAUGGUUUUAACUUAGAACCUGGAUUAUCAACUUCUCUUGUAUUAGCCAUGAGUAGUAGAACGAGGGAUGAUGAUAAAGACCCGGAUCAGACGUCCUGCUCUUCAGAAGAUGAGUGGUAUGAUCGAGGCGAAUAGUACUGGAAGGAAGACAAAGAAAAGAAAAGGCUUAGCUGAUGUAGAGCAUUGGAAAGCGCGCAAAGGAAAUACCAGAAGAGAAGCGUCACUUCAAUAUUACUUAAAACAAAAUGACGACAUCAAAAUGUUAAAAUAUGACUUUUUCAAAAAAUAUGAUGAUCUAAAAGUGAUGCGUUAUGAAAGUAUUAGUAGUAGGCCUGGAAAGAAAAAGGGAGAGCCUGUUGUCAAUGAUCUUAAAGUUUUACUGUACGAACCAGAUGCCAAAAUUUAUUAUAGAAUUGACAUUGAAUGAUAAAAUUGACAAUGAAAACUAUUCUUUGUUACCAAGUAGACCAAGA
Messenger RNA from Helicoverpa armigera (cotton bollworm), 2203 nucleotides. RefSeq lists its product as uncharacterized. The transcript has 2 exons. Bases 180 to 806 code for a protein of 208 amino acids. Lineage: Eukaryota; Metazoa; Arthropoda; Insecta; Lepidoptera; Noctuidae. The record is from RefSeq and is a predicted model, not a curated record.